Messenger RNA from Sinocyclocheilus rhinocerous, 1457 nucleotides. RefSeq lists its product as uncharacterized. The record is from RefSeq and is a predicted model, not a curated record. The transcript has 5 exons. Bases 51 to 860 code for a protein of 269 amino acids. Lineage: Eukaryota; Metazoa; Chordata; Actinopteri; Cypriniformes; Cyprinidae.
ACCGACAUAAUAGAAAUCCUGCUCUCUUGAUAAGGUCGAGUGUUAACGCGAUGGAGGUGGACAAAUAUAUCUUGACUGAGGCGCUCUCUGCUAUUCUGGGAGUCACGGUGAAAUUGCAGUCAGAUUGUAAGGGUUUAGAUGGAGUCAUACAGUUGAAUAUUACCAGUCUGACAACUGUUGCCUUUCUUGGUUAUGAAGCAUUUGCGCUUGUGGUCCAACCCGUGUCUUAUCUAACAACUUUACUGACGCGGUGGUUUGUUGGUGAUCAGCAAAAUUCACAAGAGACCUCGAAGAACGAAAGCGCGAACUCUUCUCUCCGAAAGGAAAUAUUUGCAAUCCCGGAUGACUUUUUCGACCCAAAGUUUGACUUUGACUUCACGAACAUGUCCGAGUCAAAGUCUGAUGAGUGCACACGCGGGGACGAGCCGUACAAGCGGCCCUACGGCUGGAUGCGCUUUGCUCUGAAGGUCCGGGACAAAUAUCCGGACGGGAACGCUUGGCUGGGAACAAACGGAUGGAGGAGCCGUUCAGUGCCCGGAACAAGUAAUGAAAACGGUGGUCCUGCAGCAGACAGUGAGACGAUUCCAGACCAAACCCAGGCUGAGGAAUCUCCACAGACAUCCAGUGCACCUCCUGAAGCCUCGGAGGAAAUACAGAGCUCUGAGGCUGCUGUAGCUCACAGUGAACCAGAAGCAGCUGCUACUGAGGCCGUUACAUCUGACCAGCCUGCUGAAGCCGAAUCCAGCCCCUCUACGACAGCUGAGAAUACCGACGAACCAGCACCAAGUGAAAAUACAACUGAGGCCCAGGCCGAAUCUUCCCCACCAGAGGAAGCACCUGCCUCUGGUGAAGAUAGUUAAGUGUGCAUCAUUUGGCACAGUUACUACAGAAUCCAGACUCAACCACCUAUUUUCAAUAAAAUCAAGAUUUCAUACGCAUAGUUUAAAAAUACAGUGAAACAUUAGCUUAUUUAUUAAAUAGAUAUUGCUUGUUCGUUGCCAAGAUAUAGACCAACUGGUCUUCAGAGACUCUGUGCCUGUCUUUAUAUACAAAGAUUACAAACAUCCCACUCCAGUUAUAGUUUAUUGAAUUAUUAUUGCUGGCUUUAGCUAGAUAUUUCCUUCAAUAUUUAAUAUCGGUGCCUAUUUUAGUGGCUUUACCCCUCUAUAAAAAAUGCAAAAAGCCAAAGAGAAUAUGAAAAUUGUGGAAUGCUAUUUAUAUAAUUAUGUAAUAUUUUAACCAACUGAAAUAAAAUGUUACAUACAUUUUAAAUGACAAUGGACAUAAUAUUUGAAAAACAGGCCUUUUGGUUUUAUUUAUUGUAUGCUAAUGUUUUCCUGCAACAAACACGACAGAUUUAACUCAACAAAUGCAAGUAAUGUUGUUUUUGUGUUGUGGUUGAUUUAAUGUGAUAAUGACAAGUUUAAAAAUAAAGCUGAAUUGAACUGGGUUUUGAA